Mus musculus (house mouse) is the source of this 3497-nucleotide messenger RNA. RefSeq names its product interferon activated gene 209 (gene Ifi209). The transcript has 7 exons. Gene Ontology annotation, biological process: activation of innate immune response; cellular response to interferon-beta. The coding region runs from base 318 to 1580 and encodes 420 amino acids. Gene Ontology annotation, cellular component: nucleus. The record is from RefSeq and is marked validated. NCBI's taxonomy places the organism in Eukaryota, Metazoa, Chordata, Mammalia, Rodentia, Muridae.
GAGACAUUCAGCAAGCCUCAGUCCAUGGAGUGAGUCUAACCUGAGAAUUUCUGUAGAUUACAUUUUCCAGUUCCCAAGAGAUUUAUUGGUUUAUCUUCUUACACACAUACACAUACACACACACACACACACACACACACACACACACACACACACACACACCAACUCCUCCCUGUCCCCAACAAACUUUAAGAAGAAGAAGGACAAAAGAGAAGAGGAGGAAGAGGAGUGGAGAAGCCUCUAGUCCUGCCCUGUAGAAGAUCUCAGCUUUACAUCCCUAGAGAAACAUCCAGCAAGGUUCACACAUAAUUUGAAAGAUGGUGAAUGAAUACAAGAGAAUUGUUCUUCUGACAGGAUUAAUGGGUAUUAAUGACCAUGAUUUUAGAAUGGUUAAGUCCUUGUUGAGCAAAGAACUAAAACUAAAUAGAAUGCAAGAUCAGUACGACAGAGUUAAGAUUGCUGAUUUGAUGGAAGACAAGUUCCCAAAAGAUGCUGGAGUGGACCAACUGAUAAAACUAUAUAAGCAGAUUCCAGGACUUGGAGACAUUGCUAAUAAACUCAAAAAUGAGAAGGCAAAAGCUAAAAGGACACGGACAGGGAAACGGAAAACCGCAGCAAAAAGACAAAGGCAAGAAGAACCCAGUACUUCCCAACCUAUGUCCACCACAAAUGAAGAUGCAGAACCAGAAUCAGGGAGGAGUACACCUGACACACAGGUUGCUCAGUUAUCUUUACCAACUGCUUCCCGAAGGAACCAAGCCAUUCAAAUUUCUCCAACAAUAGCAUCCAGCAGUGGUCAGACCAGCAGCAGAUCUUCAGAAACAUUACAAAGCAUCAUUCAGUCCCCCAAAACUCCAAAAAGACCGUCCAGCAGUAUUCUGGACCCUCCAGUGUCUUCAGGAACAGCAUCCAGCAGUGCCCAGGCACUAGGAGUUCCUCUAGCAACAAUAGCCAAGAGACAGAGACUGAAAAAUGUACCCAAAGAACCUUCUGAGGAAAAUGGUCACCAGCAAGGUUCCAAAAAAGUGAUGGUGUUAAAAGUAACAGAACCAUUUUCAUAUGACGUGACAGAAGAGAAGAUGUUCCAUGCCACCGUGGCUACGGAAACAGAAUUCUUUAGAGUAAAGGUGUUUGACAUUGUCCUGAAGGAGAAGUUCAUACCAAAUAAGGUCCUUACCAUCUCAAACUAUGUUGGCUGCAAUGGGUUCAUAAAUAUAUACAGUGCAUCUAGUGUGUCAGAGGUAAAUGAUGGCGAACCAAUGAAUAUCCCACUUUCACUGAGGAAAAGUGCCAAUCGAACACCUAAAAUCAACUAUCUUUGCUCGAAGAAAAGAGGAAUAUUUGUGAAUGGAGUGUUUACUGUAUGUAAGAAAGAAGAAAAGUGGAACUACAUUUGCUAUGAGAUAGGAGAUGAUACAGGGAUGAUGGAAGUGGAGGUCUACGGACGACUGACCAAUAUUGCUUGUAAUCCUGGAGAUAAACUUAGACUCAUAUGCUUUAAACUGAUCCCAGAUGAAGAAAAAGCACAGCUGAGAUCUACAACACACAGUAACAUGCAGGUUAUCAAAGCUAAGAAUUGAGAAACAACCACUCAGUCCUGCUUCCUUUAUGAAACUGCAUUAAUUCUUGUUUUGCGGACUUGGACAUCACUGAUGUUUAUAAAGAUAAGAUCCUGUUCCAACUAAAGAAAAAUGUCAUUCAACUGAUAAAAGCAAGCUCUUUGGUUUAGGAAAUGGCACUUAUUCUUUCUACAGUUUUAGCAUUUUAUUACAUAUUUUGAUUUUAUAGUGUUUAUACUUUGAAUGAAAAAAACUUCAGGUACUUCACAAGUUUCUUGCAUUUGUCAGUUGCUUUAAAACUGGGUUUGCAGACCAAGGAGGAAUAAACAUGUUUCAUGAAAUAUUUUCAUUUAUGUUUUGGGUGAGCUAUUUAAAGACAAAGCCUUACUCAUAAAGGAACAGCUGUGUCAUCCUCAGAAACAUCAAGCCAUCAAUAAAAAGGAUGUGGAGGCUGAAAUGCAGGCUGAAUGCAGUUGUGGAGACUAAUGUCUUCAGAAGUGAUGCAGUCCUUCCUAUGCAUUUCCAUGAGUCAAUGUGAGUACAUUGUAGAGUUUAGUCAUUUGAAAUAUGAAUUUCCAGAAGUGGAUGAUCAGAGUACAUUUUACUGCUUGCAACAGUAAAGAAUCUCACCUCUGAAUAUAGGGUGAAAUAAUGUCAAGGAAAUCUUGAGACCAUGAGGAAGCUGUCCUAAAACAAAUGAGUCUCAGUCAAGGCUUCCUGCAGUGUUAAUUACCUCUCUCAUUGUUAUGACUGUAUAUCUAGAAACAGAAACUGAGAGAGAUGCUUUACAUUGGCUCACAGUUUAAUGGUAGAUGAGAGUGCUGUGGCUGAUCACAUUGUAUCAGCAGAGCAGAAAGCAGAGAGCAAUUGUAUGCUCUUGAGGAGAGCUCUCUUUCUUUUUAUAUUCAGUUCACAAACUUUGCCAGUAGAAUGUUGUCACCCACAUUUAGGCUGAAUUCCCAAAUUGAUUUAUGGAAAAAAAAAUUCCUCACAAACAUGCCCAGGGUGUUGCCUCCUAAGUGGAUCUAUAUCCUGUUACCUUUAUAAUCAGUAUCAAUAACGACAAUGGGCAAUGAUGACCAAUCAUGGAGAAAAGGAGCAAAGGAAAGGUAGAAAUAGCAGCCAUAACAAGAUAAGUACAAGAUAUGUGUUUCUGACCCCUUGGGAGAUUUGUGUAGGCAAAGACCUCAGUAGACAGACAUUAGGAAAUGGGAUUAAUAGGGAUGUACGAAGGUCAUAAGGGUUUUACCAGUUCUCAUAAGUAGAUUGAUAUCACUACAAAGAAAUGGGUUGAGGACUGAUUUCUUGGAUUUUAUUAUAUUACUCCCACGUGAGAAGAAGUCAAUCAAGCAUAGGGUAUAGUUUAGCAACCUGGAACUCCACUUGGCUUGGGGCAUAUAACCAACCCCUUCUAACAAUGCACUGGAAGCUUCAGAGACUUACUUUCAAACACUAGGCAAACAAACCCUCUAUGAACAAUGUACCUACAAACCAACUGACAACCUAGAACGCUCAAGUGCAUCAGGCUUCAGGUAUAUGUUUCCAACAUGGACGUAGAUUAUUCUUUUAGCAAUUCUUUAGUGAUAUAUAUCCCAGAACACACCUUGAUGCUACAAGAGAUAGCCUAAUCCAGCCUAGACUUGUUUGAGUGCAUAAAUGAGACAAACUGUCUCCUAUUUGCCAUUUUAUGCCUAUAUAUUAUUGUAUGUGCUACUGAUUAACAUUAGAUGACCUAUGCAAUAAACAAAAUCCUAUGGUACCCAAGUUGGUCAGUCAACCUCCUACUUCUCUUGAAGUCCAUAAUGUCAACACCACAGUAAUUGCUAUGCUUCCGUAUCUUCAUUUAUGUGGCCUGUUAUUCUCCUUGACUUCAUAUUUCUUCCUAACCUGCGAUAUUCCACGGCUUUAAAUAAAUGUCCGCACCUACUUUGAAAGUUG